AUGCCACCAAAAAGAAAAUAUGCUACUCUUCAAGAACGAUACCAGGAAAGAAAUAGGAGACGGCGGGAGCGUCGUGCUAUUAGUAGGUCAGAAGCAGUUGGGAAUUCUAGCAGAGGCACUUGUACUGUGGCAUUAACGGCAGUGCAAAUCUGCCCUGAGUAUAUUGAAUCAGCAUCUGGUGUUCCAGAACAACCAGGAAAACGUAAUCAGCAAAAGAGAAGAAAGCGUGAAUCUUCAAGUUCAAAAGCUGCUAUGAUUAAUCUAGAUCAGAAUUCUGAUGCUAUUUUGACUUCUACAGAGUCAGAAUCAAUACCUGUUGAAUACAUUCAAUCAACAUUUGGUAUUCUACAAGAAGCAAGAAAAUGUAAUCAGAAAAAAGGAACAAAGACUGAUCUUUCAAAUUCAAAGCUUGGUAUAAUUGGUCUGGAUCAAAAUUCUGAUAAUGUCUUAACCUCUGCCAAGUUAAAAUCGUUCCUAGGUACACAGAAUUCUCAAACAACAAAUGUUAUUCUCAGCUCUGGUAUUGACAUUCCUUCAACCAGUACAGGGAUAAACAAUGAUACUUAUCAAAUUGCUUCAAGUGAAAUUCGACUCCUUGAAACUGAGAUGCCUCGAGAAUUGAUGUUGUUAUAUCUCAGUGACAAUAAUGAGGCUGCACACUUUCGCAAUUGUGUGCGAAGCUAUAAUAAUAUGUUUACUUUUACUUCAAUAGGAAUGCACUGUGAUAAGGAAUUAGGAAAAAAGUACAAUGGUAUCUAUACCUUUCGAGUGCAGGGUCAGAUGUAUCAUUUUAUAAAUCCAUUAGUUCCUGCUGAUGGUCAAAAGCCAGUGAAUUUGCAGUUGUAUUUCUAUGAUGCUGAGCAUGAAGUAGAAAAUCGUCUGUCCAUAUCAAACAAGUUCAGAGAAAAUUUGAUAGUAAUGUUGGCUGAUCUAUUGAAAGUAAAUCCGUACUCAUCAUUUUUUCAUGGAUUACAAGACUUGCCUGAUCUAGAUGUGUUGGCCUAA
Messenger RNA from Coffea arabica (coffee), 1005 nucleotides. The record is from RefSeq and is a predicted model, not a curated record. NCBI's taxonomy places the organism in Eukaryota, Viridiplantae, Streptophyta, Magnoliopsida, Gentianales, Rubiaceae.